UCCUAGAAAGACGUCCUGGCUCUGUUCGUUUCGAAUACUCCAGUUACAAAUAUACUUCUCAUUUCAACCAUUCAUAACAAAGUGCAACACUACAUUCCAAGCAACAAUAGACAUCAAAAAAUCAAUCAAUCAAUUCAAAAUUGAUAAAAAAAAAUAAAGUGUGAAUUGAACUGAAAACAAAAAUCAGGUCCAUUCUUCGGAGUUUAUUCUUGUGAGAAAUCUCACGAGGCGAAUGACCGAGAGAUUGCAUUCGAUAAAUUUAUAAACUAGUGUGAGGGAAUUUAAUUAAUAGCUUGUUAGUGUGAACAGUGGGAUCAAUGAACUUGGUGACAUUAUUUUGUUUUUUUGAUACUUUUGAAUGAUUAACAAAACUGUGGUGCUUUUUAAUCGACGAAUCAAUGAUUUAUCUCCAGGUCCAACAACUUUUAAGUCAUUGAAUAAUCUUAAACAGAUAAAAUAAUAAGAAUGAUAAUGUGGGCUUGAAAUUAGCGAUAAAUAAUUCGUUACAGGAAGUUGGUAAAUACAAAAAAUUGAAUAUAAACAUUAAUGAUGACCUUGAAGUGGAAAGAGACUACACAUGUCAGACUGUGAAUAAAUUAAAGUUGCUGUAUCAACAAAAUUAUAAUAUUAUUCUUAAAUCUUAAUUCAUUGACUUAAAUUUAAUAUAUAAAUUUGUUGAGGCUUUAUUUCAUUUCAUUUUUUUCUCUCUUUCUGACUCUUCAUAUCCUUUGUAAUAUUUUAUUUGUAAGUAUGAAGUGGUUAAACAGACUGUGAGUAUGAAUAAAAAAUGAUGUUGGAAAGUAUAGUUAUAAAGGGAGACGUAUUUAUAUUGAAAUAAUGAAGACAAGAGUAUCCUGAACAAGCAGAGUAAGAGACUACAUUAAGAGUGAAAGAGAGACCACGAUAAAAAAGGAUAAAAUAAGAAAAAUAAUUAAAAGGAAAAAAUGGCUUCCAUGUGUGGAAGUAGCAAAAGCCAUCCAGCUCUAACUACAAGUAGCUUUUACAGACCAGGUCUUUAUCCUUAUCAAAAUGACUAUUAUUUACCACCGCGAUCAACAUGGUCUCGAGUUCCUCCACACUCGUCAAAAAAUAUACAAAGUAAUGCAAGGUGGAAAAUUGGCAGCGCUGUGCUUAUUGUUGCCGCUUUGCUUGUUCUUUUAGUUGUGUUGUCUAUUGCUGGACUUGCCUUAUGGAUGGGAGCUAUGAGAUCUGACGCAAAAAAUACAAUAAUCGGGUUCUCGUGCAGCUUCAGAAUAACUCAAGGGGAAAAGUACAAUCCAAUGCUAAAGCUCAACACCAGCAUGGUAUUUCGUGAGAAAGAACGCAAGUACAAAAACAUUCUUGGGAUGCUGUUUAAAAAAAGCGUCCUUGGUCCUUCGUAUAAGCAGACCAUCAUAGAUAAAUUCGAGAAUGGAACGCUCAAGGUUUUCUUCAGGUUAUAUCUUGACAAGAGAAAGAUUCCUCGCACUGUGACGAACAUCGAAGAUGCAAUUCACGAUACCAUCAUCAAAGAGACGUACUCAUCUUCAUCAAUGUUUGAAGACAUGGAAUUAGAUUUUGCUUCCAUUUCAAUUCGAAGAAUUUCAUCGGAAGUAACUGCAGCGAGAACUCAGAAGCCUUCAUCCCAACAGCGAAACACAAUGAUAACGAAAAAUGGAUUACUUCGUCCAAAUAGAAACAGCUCAUUAAUGAUGAACACAAAACCAAAGACAAAACCACCACGAGUAGAACUUACUGAAGCAGAUAUUGACUUUAGUAACAUUCCAACAAUUCAAGGAACAUAUCAAGCAACAAAAUUAAAUUUCACAUCAGGAAUGAAAAAUACUGAGACAAAAAUAGAAUCAGGAACAAUCGAGAUAAAGGAUGAGACAUCAGACAAUAAAAAAGAUGAAGUAAACAAAGAAUUAUUGGUUACUGAAAAUGUCACAGUUGUAAACCAAAAAAUUACUACUGAGGGUUUGGAUGCUGAUAAAAAUUCAGAAAAAACUACUACAUUGGUUCCAAGCUCAACUGAGAAUUUAUCGAGUAUGUCAACCACAUCAAUCUCCACUUCUGCCAGCAUUUCUUCAACUUCAACAGAAAAAUUCAAUGAUCCUUUCAAAAAUUUUCCCAUACCAGAUUUCGAGGAAUCUCCUUGGAGACCAAUUAUUCCAUCGUAUAAACCAGAUUCAAAAUUAAUUCCAAUAAUUCGUGAAUCUUCUUCAGUAUCAUCAUCUUCCGGAGUAUCGAGUCCAGUGACCAUCGAAGAAAGGAAUAAAUAUGGGUCGAUUGAUGCUUCAGGAGUAAAAAAUAUCGAAAGCAUUUCAUUAACAUCAGCGCUACCGUUACCUGAUGACCUUAAAUUUAGUCUUCCAUCCGUGGAUCUAAAGCCAGUAGACCUUGAAGAAGUUGAUUUCCCUCAUGACAGAAUAGCACCUGAAGAGAUGGUGAAUUUCAGACCUAACGGAAAAUUUAAGAAUAAAAUUCCUGACAUUGCUGAAGCUAAUUCUGAGAUGAAUUCUGAAAUAGAGGUAGCAGGGCAUUUACCCGAAGAAACGUUCAACGUUCAUGUAGGAACUUCUUCCGGUUCAUCUCACAUAAAACCGCAAAAUCAUCAUCUAGAUACAUCUUCUCAACCUGAAAGUCUUCUUGAAGUCUUCACAGGAGCACCUGGACAUGGCAUGACUUCCUAUUCAUCUUUUUUUGAACCAAUGAUACCAGGAAAUGGAUUCCGACCAUUAUUAAAUCCUUUAGAACCCACGAACAUCUUCAAGACGUCCACCCACUCUCCGAAAAUCAAUUACAGUGGUUAUAGAGCUACCACAUUUAUUCCUCUUCAUUCUGAUGAGUUUUCAGCCGUGAAACCUGUGUCUGGAGUGGGCGUAGCUGAGCCUGUUACUGAUUUAGAGCUUGAUAUCGAGUCCAGGAAUAAAUAUACUGAUACUGUAGCUAGUGAUCAAGCUGAUAAGGUUUCCAUUGAUAAAAAAGUUAAUCAAACAUUGAUAGUACCAGUCUAUACGAGCUUUAAAACGCCUGAUUUGAAUGGAAAUACUAAACCUAGUCUUGUUGAUAAUCCUGGAACUUUAAAGCCAUUCAGACAUACAAUUCCCAUUGAUAAAAUUAAUCCAGUAAUUUAUGAUGAACAUACCGUUGGUUCGACUGAAGAGCCUGAACAAGUUGAACAAGUAGAUGAAGUUAAAAAUGAAAGUAUUCUUAUAGAAAAGAAUGAAGAAAUAGAUAAAAGUCAGAUUGAUAAACAGAAUAUUGAAAAGUUUGAUAUAGAAACUCAGAAAAAUAAAAAUAAAAUAGCUCAAAAAAUUGAUGAUGAAAAAAUAUUACAGUUCAGUACAACAGAAACUUUUUCUGAAGUUAUACAUUCGAGUUUCAACAAUGGAGAGAAAUUGGUGAUGGAGACUGAAGGAGAAUUAACGGAAAUUCCUGAAGAAGAUUCUAAAGAUUUGGAAAAAAAUUCUGAAGUUGAUGAAAUUUCAACAGAAAGUGAUUUAGUAGUGUCUAGACCAGAAGCUGCUACUAGAAGGAAUCCUGAAUUAUUUAUUUGGAAGUGGACAAACCAUACCAUGGAAGGAAGUAAAAAAACUUAUAAUGAUACACUGAAAGCAAAUAUUGUGGGUGAUAUUGUAACUUUAGCACCUACGAGAAGUAAUUCUGUGUUGGGAAAACCUGCAAAAAGACCAAUUAAUGACAAAGAAAAGUUAGUAAGAGGGGAAAAAGAAUCUGCAGAAAAUGAAAAAAUCACUGCUGAUGAUUUUGAAACAUUGAAACAAAUUAUCAGUACAGAAAAUGCUAGUCCUUCUCUUCAAAGUCAUGAAAGUAAAGAAAGAGAAAUAGUGCAUGAUGAUAAUUUUUUUGGAGAAGAAAAUAACUCAUCAGUGAAGAGUAUUGUUGAAGUAGUAACAUCAAUAAGUACUAAAAUAUUAACAAAUGUAAGAACAAAUAAUGUAGUUCUUAGUUUUGAUGUAACUAAUUCCACAUCCAUGCCAAUAAUUGAUCAAAAAACGAAAAAUAAUCCCGAAGAAAACCGUGCUUUUCAUCAACAAGAAGAAUUCAACGAAGAUUCUAUAAAAAAAUUAUUUACUUGGCCACAAGGGCAAGGUUUUGAUAGAAAAAUUUCAACCGCAGAAGAAAGAGAAGCUCUGUUAGAGAAGUUAAAAAAAUUGGCCGAAGUGAGAACAGACAACGACACUAGAUCAAAGUUAAAAAACAUCACUAGAACAUUUAAAACCCCUAUAGUCGUUAUUAAUACUAAGGAAGAUGGUUUGAAAAAUUUUUCUUCAGUUAAUGUUGAAGAUUUAAAGAAGCUAGCAGAUGUAGCAACUGGAAAUGAGACCAUGAAAGUUAAUAUAUCCAGUGCUAUCACUCUGAGUCGUGACGGAGUUGAAGUUUACACGAAAAUUUUAAAUAAAGUUGGAGAUAAGAAUACUGAAAAUAUUAGGAAGAUAGAAGAAGUUGAAGAAUGCGAAGGUUUUCAAUGCAAUGAUGGCAAGUGUCUUCCUUUUGCUGGAAAAUGUAAUAUGCUAGGAGAGUGCUCAAAUUCUGAAGACGAAGCUAAUUGUACAUGCGCUGAUUUUCUUCGUACUCAACUUCUUCACCAAAAAAUUUGUGACGGUGUUGCUGAUUGCUGGGACUACUCUGAUGAAGCUGACUGUGAUUGGUGUCGUCAAGGUCAGUUUAUUUGUGGAAACAAUCGAUAUUGUGUAGACAGAGAGAAAGUUUGCGAUGGAUUAAGAGAUUGUCCUGGUGGAGAAGACGAAAGAAAAUGUGCUGCAUUAAUAGAAGAAGACGAAGAUCAAAUUGAGAAAGAAACAGAACCUAAAUAUGAAAGGAUUGAUUUCACAGCACCAGAAAUAGCAGAAAAGUUUUCAAAAAAGUUUAAAAGCCAAUUCGAUAAUGGCUCAAAAGAAUCGGAAAGGAAAAAAGAAAUUAAUGAAGACUAUGAUCAAUUAGCUGUUGAAAGUUUGCAAAUGGAAACUACAACAUUUAGAAUAAUUGCCGCUGAAUUGUUUGAUAAUGGAAAGAAUGACAGACUAAAAGCCGAUCACAAUCAGAAAAAUAAUAGAAAUAUUUUAAGUAAAUUAAUUUUAUCUGGUGAUAAGAAUCCUAAAGUAAUCAGCAGAGAAAUAUCUGGAAAUAAUAAAAAUAGUUUACAGUCAGAAUCAUCGAAGGACUUUCAUAUAAAUACAAAAGUGGGAAUGCCAAUAAAAAAGUCAGGAAUUUUAGAAGAAAUAAACAGUUAUAAAGAUAGAGGAUAUCUGAGUGUCAGAAAAAAUGGAAAAUGGGGAAAACUUUGUUUGAAUAGCACUGAUAGCUUUGAAGAUGAGAGAAAAAGUAUGUGGACUGUUGAAGAUCUUGCUAGAGCUGUUUGUAAAGCUAUUACAUAUCAAGAUUACGACGAUGUUGAGAAAGUGAUUGAUGAACGAGCUGGAGAUAAUCAAAUCUACUACAGUCUUGUUAUCAAUGAUAAGAUUUCCGACAAAACAAGCCUUUCUUUCAAGACCUCUCAUUGUCCUUCUCGAGAGGUUUUGAAAGUGAAAUGUAAGAGUCUAGAGUGCGGAAUUAGAACUCAGACUACUUCCCAAGCCAGAAUUGUCGGAGGUGGAAGCUCAGAAGCAGGAAGCUGGCCGUGGCAAGUGGCUUUAUAUAAAGAAGGAGAUUAUCAAUGUGGAGGUGCUCUAAUUAAUGACAGAUGGAUUUUAUCAGCAGCUCAUUGCUUUUACCAUGCUCAAAAUGAAUAUUGGGUAGCAAGGAUUGGAGCAACACGACGAGGAAGUUUCCCUAGUCCUUAUGAACAAAUUUUAACUUUAGAUUAUAUUGGCCUUCAUCCAGAAUAUAUUGACAAUGGAUUUAUAAAUGACGUAGCACUAUUGAGAUUAGAAAAACCCGUAAUAUUCAGUGAUUACGUAAGACCCAUUUGUCUGCCUAAUAAUGAACCAAAGAGUGGAACCAUUUGUACAGUUACUGGAUGGGGACAACUGUUUGAAGUUGGCCGUAUUUUUCCGGAUACACUUCAGGAAGUUGAAUUACCCCUUAUUUCAACCGAGGAAUGCAGAAGAAAGACACUAUUUCUACCACUUUAUCGGAUAACAUCAGGAAUGUUGUGUGCUGGUUUAAAAGACGGCGGAAGAGAUGCUUGCAUGGGUGACAGCGGAGGUCCUCUUGUUUGUAGAGGUCCUGAUGAUAAGUACACCUUACAUGGAAUUACUUCUAAUGGCUACGGAUGUGCUAGGCCAGGUAGACCAGGUGUUUACACUAAAGUUUAUCACUAUCUACCGUGGAUUGAACGAAUCAUGCGAGAACUAGACGUCUUGCCAUCGAUUCCCAUUUGCAAAGGUCACAGAUGUCCUUUGGGUGAAUGUCUUCCAAGAUCGAGGGUGUGUAAUGGAUUUUUAGAGUGCUCUGAUGGAAGUGAUGAACGUGAUUGCCCACUACAUUCACGAUAAUUUUAGAUAGUAAUUCAAUCAAUUCAUGAUGAAUUAAUCAAAUGAUAAAAGUGUAUGGCCUGUUUACUUAUAGACAUUCGCUCAAUUGUGCAAUACAUGAAAAAUUAUAAAUGAGACUGGUUUUUAUAUUAAUAGAAAAAAUGUAUACGUGUUCAAUUUAUCAUCAUUGUCACACUAACAUUGAUGAUUCCCUACUAGAAAUGAAAUCGAGUCAAUGCUUCGCCUAGAUUUUCUGGAUGUGAAUAUACAGCGAUAAUGCUUCUUGGAAAUAUAAGUUAAAUAAAUGUAUAGGAAUCAUUAUCACUGAAAACAUCAAUAAAAAAAUGUGUGAACAAAUCCGGAAACAUAGUUAUAAAAACACAUUGAUACAAAGAUAAUUAUACCCAACGAUAUCUUAUGUGGUGAUGAUGAUUGUUUUUAACUCGAAAAUUUCUACUAGGGUUAUUAUGAAAUAAUUUAAUAUUCAUAGUUGAAUAUUAUUGUUAAAUAUAAGUAGA
Messenger RNA from Chelonus insularis, 6934 nucleotides. RefSeq lists its product as uncharacterized. NCBI's taxonomy places the organism in Eukaryota, Metazoa, Arthropoda, Insecta, Hymenoptera, Braconidae. Gene Ontology annotation, molecular function: protein binding; serine-type endopeptidase activity. The record is from RefSeq and is a predicted model, not a curated record. Gene Ontology annotation, biological process: proteolysis.